Molecule: messenger RNA, 4548 nt
Organism: Hydatigera taeniaeformis
Lineage: Eukaryota; Metazoa; Platyhelminthes; Cestoda; Cyclophyllidea; Taeniidae
Source: the annotation of a GenBank genome assembly
UUGUAUUGUUUUGUGUUUUGGCUUCUUGCAUUUAACACUUCAGAUUACGGACAUGAGUCUGCAGAGGGUCAUGUUCAGGAACUCCGUUCCUCUGGACUCGCUGCUCAGCCUGUUCAGUGGAGUCGUCGAUCUGAUCAAACGUCUCAAAGCGUUCAUGUUGAUCCAAAUUUUCUUCCACUACACCUUGCACCCGAUGCGAAUACGGAUUUAGACAAUCAAUCGACAUAUCCUGCUAUCUACAUUUUCUUUUGUCCAAACGAUCUCCAGUACUAUGCGGAUCGCGGAAAGAAGGCCUUUGGCAAAUGGUUUGGAUUUUUGUCCUCAAAUAAACUACAGGAGUGGCUUGUCAUCACAAUAACGGAUAAAUCAAAGAAGAUAUCCGCAAAGAAUUCUGUGGCUUCUAAACUGAAGCAUGACUUCUCAAUCGACUUAUUUGAUCACUUGCAUGAACUUCCAAGUGACUAUGAAGCCUAUCCAGGUACUUUGCAGGAAUUGAAUGUCAAACUUCGUAAUUCUGUUAUUCGCGUUUUCAACACCACCCUCGACACAAUGGAUAAUCGAGCAGCGAAAUUGGAAGCGAAGAGACAAGAUAAGGAUUGGGACUUUAUGGAUUAUUUUCUUUGCAUGGAGGAGAUUGCCUCUCUCUACAGCUGCAUGAGUCUCUAUGAGGAAGCACUGGAGUGCAUGGAAAAGGCAGAAAACUGCCUGUCCGUUGCGUUGGCCAACGCCGCUGGGAAUGGAGUCAAUAGGUGGGUGCGCGACCUAUUGUCAAACAGUUGCGAAAAUCUAUUAGCUGAUCCAACCAUCAUCUCCACUUACGCCAGCCCCCAGAGAGUGGAAAGGGUGCGGCGACGCAAGGCCAACCUGUUUGAGUUGCAUGCCCAUAUCCUAACGCGUGAGUGUGCCCUGCUUCAGGCCCUUGAUCGCAUCACCGAGUUGCCGGCCUGCGCCGUUCGAAACAUCAGCCUCUGCACCAAAGUGGCUCGUGACCUCAAGGCGAGUCCAUUCUUCGCCCUCUCCCACCUCUCCCCUCUCUGCAUGAGGGGGCCUCCAGUUAGCGCUUUGAGCGCAGAUGAGGACUCUAAUUGCCCUUCAAAUAUGUCUGAGUUAAGUGUUUCUACUCUCAUUUCGGCGCGUUUCAAGGCCAUGGAAUCAUUAGACCUAUUGGAGGAUGUUUCUCUACACAAUGAGGGCACAUUUAACGUCCUUGCUAGAGCUGUUCUAGCAUCUGUAGCGGCCGACGAUCACGCUAGGUCGGGUCGCACUACCUUGCAAAGCCAGGCCCUCGUCGGUACGAGCCAGUGGACUGUUAACUUGUGGAGGCACGCUUGCGUCGCCUUGGGCCGCCUCGGUCGCUGUACCGAUCUUUGGCCCGAUCCAACGCGUCGUAUCCAGGGUGCACGGUCUGACUCUCCACAGAAUGCAAUGCUUCUCUCAAUAUUAGAUUCGCUGAACAAUUUCACUGGUCAUGGCUCCAGCAACGUGGGAUCUACACUCUGCGGCUUUGGGGGCUCACUUGGCGCUCAACUGUCCAUUGCUUUCAUCUCACCAGAGUCUUUUGAGGAGGUUUACCGCAAAUUUGCCGGUGUCUGUAUUUUCUUUCAAAGUUGUUCGGGGGCAAAACGCGGCUCAAUUUGCAUGUCCCUAGAACUGGCUGAUUUCUACAGCACAUAUGAGCUUUUGUCGAUCGAGCAUUUCUAUAAAGCUAUAAUUAAUGUAUUCAUGUUUUUGUGGCCAAGGACGGACAACUAUCCUGAAGUGGAGGCCUUAUCUGAUAUUUUCCACAGAUACGUGCAAACUGCUCUGAUUCUCGCCAUUACGCCAACCAAGAGUCUGCAUCAAUGCUAUGAUCUGCUAAAGCGACACGGCUCCUACUUUGACAAUCUCUUCGGCGGGUGUACAACAACCGCAAGGAGUUCAGAGGGUGAGGUGGUGAUCUUGCCGCCGUGGUGGCCGGAGGACUGGUGGACGCACGCAAUCGAGACGGUGGCGGAGCACUACGCGCGCAUCGCUCCUCCUCCGGCCCCCGCGGAAACGUUGACAUUGCGCCCAUCGCUAAUGCCUCUCACGGUGCGCUCCCUAUGGCCCCUCUUUCGCCUCCUCUCUAUCGAUCUCGAAGAAGCUAAUCCACACACUCAUCGUCAAGUCAUCCGCCUCCAUCUUCGCCUCUCGGGGGUUCGACCGAUGCUUCUACGAGUCUCUGUUGGGGCGCGGCCCACAAAAUCAGAGGAUUGGGUCGUGCCUCCGCUCUCACGUGAAGUCAGCAAGAGGAGCGGAGGCGACGUGAUCAAAUUCUUCAAUGUUGACUUAUCUUCCGAGAGCCUCCGUGUUGGCAUCAUCAGCUCCGCCUCCGAUGCCAGCUCUGUUCCCUCGACAGAAUAUGGUGGUGGAGGAGACUGUGACGGCUCUACUCCACCUCCUACUGGCAUUGCUGCUGCCGCUGCUUCUGGAGUAUUGAGCUCUAGUACCUCUAAGGAGUCUGUCAUGCAAAGACUGUUCCGUAGGACCAGCGCCAGAGGAAGACCUGGUCGAGUUUUGUUCAAACGAUCCAGUGACAACGCACGCAUCGCAAACGGUCAAGCAGCUGAUGUCAAGCCUUUGAGACGUCCCACGUCGAUUGACUUUCUUGGCUACCGAGGUCGACUGAGCACCUUUGAUAGAGCGAAUCCUUUACCCUGCGAUUCGAUUCUCGAUGGUCUAACACUUUCCUCCGAUUACGAUCGCUUCGCGUCUGGAGUGGCAGAAACUUCCGAAAAUGCGUCUACUAUGGAAGAUUCUGUCUUUUCUGACAGUAGACUCACUCGCCGCCACAAAAAGGGGUUUAGCCUCUCUGAUCUAUCAAGCUUCAUGCAGUCGGUCAAAAUGCCGAAAAACGAGACCUCCUCAAAAGGUCAUGUCGACGCGAACAGUACACCUCUUCCAGUGGUGACAACGAAGGCUGUUGUAAUUGAGACGAAUGAUAUCCUUUUCUAUCCUCGACAUCACGCCACGAAUCUGUUCCAUUGCCGGUCGCACGAAUCAGCUAAAGAACCGAUUGAAGACAAAAAUAAUAUUUUGACAUUUCAACCGGGUGAUAACUAUCUCAUUUUGGAGACAGCUCAUUAUGGCUUCCAUCUUCCCGGUGAGAUCUCAAUCGCUGUGUACAACGAUUUGCAAAGUGCUGCAAACAAUAGCCCCAUAUUCAUUUUCUCAAGCUCCAUCUGUCCUGAACAGCACGGUCCCACGUGGUCCAAUGAGGCGCUUUUGGAGCGUCUCCUUCCAAAGGUCGAACAGAUUGAAGUCCUUCGACUAUCCAAGGCAUAUUCCUUCCCUGAGCCGGUGGAAAAAAGUAAUUAUGUAUUCAAAUUCAUUGAAUUCGAGCUAAUUCACCUGUUUGUUUUCACCUCUGCAGCUUCAGCGCUGGUGAUGAGUGGGAUGAGCCAGCCAGUAUUUAUAACGGUUCGCGUUGGCGAUCUGUCGAUCGAACGAAAAGCGAUUGAUAGCAGCGUUGACAGCUCUACCCGUCUUCUUAUGCACCGCUAUUCUCCCGCGGAGGCGUCAGCGGAGACAACUUGGGGCCAGAACUACGUUGUAGAGCCAACAGAGGAAGGUGAAGUAAAGACGCCGCCAGCUUUGACUGACCUCGGUGAUCUUGUGAUCGCUCCAGGUGAACCACCUCCCUCCUCUCCCCUUCUCUACACUCCAGGCACCCGUCUCUGCCCUCGUUGCAGCUUUCUCUUUCGUCCAAAACCAAAUGAACGGAUUGCCUUUAUCCUGCCUUCAGGACGUCCCUACUCCAUUAAGCUAAUGCCAAUUGGAGUCUUGAUAUUCAAAGCCAGGGUCUUCCCCUCUGAAAGUAAACACUUCUUAGUGCAGUUGCAUGUGGAGAUGCGUGACACCACCUGGCCAGCGCUGGGCUCCAUUGAUGAAAAGGAGGGCUCACCUCAUUUGAAUCCUUUCUACUGCCAAGAACGUAUCGCUUUCAGAUUUUCCACUCCUGAAAUGGUGAUAAAACCUUUUACUGAUGCACUUUCGCAACCACCGCCGCAGUCACAGCCGCUUCCUUCAAUGCCACCAUCACUCUGGGGUUCUCUUAUGCAGGGACCACAGCGCUCCAUCAGUGUGGUUGAGUUCGCACUCCCUUCUGCCGGCACCAUCGCUGGCACUUCUGCUGUUCUACACCGUUCCUUGCUUAAUUCCCGAGAAGUUGGUAACUCUGUAUUUUUCCCUCCGAAAGCAUCGGAAGGUACUGCCGGUGGGAACGCCUCCAAUCCAUCUCGUACCACCGGUAGCAACGAACCCAGCUCCACGCAAGACUCCUCCAACUCCCAGCAUCCUAUCCAACUGGUGGAUUCGCCCGAUUUUGAAUGGGUUGUUUCAUUCGGUCGGCCUUUGACAGUCUCAUGGACUGUGCAAAUGGACUACUUCACUCGUCUACUGCGUCCCUUGCCGAAAUCUGACAAGAUUGGCGUUUUGGCCGACUUCACCUUCCUUGCCGGGACCAACUUUGAUGAGAAUCGGCCUCGUCUGCGCUAUUCAUGCAACCUUAUGGUAAGAAUAUGCGCAUAA